AUGGCCAAUCGCCUGAUCAACGAGACCAGCCCCUAUCUCCUGCAACACGCCGAAAACCCCGUGGACUGGUACGCCUGGGGCGAAGAGGCCCUCGGCCGCGCCCGCGACGAGGACCGGCCAAUCCUGUUGAGCAUUGGGUAUUCCGCCUGCCACUGGUGCCAUGUCAUGGAGCGCGAGUCCUUCGAGAACGAUGACAUCGCCGCUCUCAUGAACGACAGCUUCGUCAAUAUCAAGGUGGACCGGGAGGAGCGGCCCGACCUGGACGCCGUUUAUAUGGAAGCCGUCCAGAUGAUGACCGGUAGCGGCGGUUGGCCCAUGACCGUGUUCCUGACGCCGGAAGGUCACCCCUACUACGGCGGCACCUACUUCCCGCCCGAAGACCGCGGUGGCAUGCCCGGAUUUCCCCGGCUGCUGGCCGCCGCCAGCCAGGCCUAUCACACCAACAAGGGCGAGAUCGACCGCGUCACCCGCCAGCUGUCCGAGCAGAUGGGCCGCACCAGCGAGAUGCCUCGCGGCUUCACGCCGCUGACCACGGAGAAGAUGGCCUAUGGCGGCAUCUACGACCAGGUUGGCGGCGGUUUCCACCGUUAUUCCACCGAUGCCUACUGGCUCGUUCCCCACUUCGAGAAGAUGCUCUAUGACAACGCCCUCCUCGUGCGGUUGUACCUCCACGCCUGGCAGGUGACCGGCAACCCGUUGUAUCGCCGGAUCACCGAGGAGACCCUGGACUACGUCCUGCGAGAGAUGACCGACCCGGCCGGUGGGUUCUACUCGGCGCAGGACGCCGAUAGCGAAGGCGUCGAGGGUAAGUUCUUCGUGUGGACACCGGACGAACUGCGUCCCCUGUUGGGCGACGACGCCGACCUGGUCAUGGGUUACUACGGCGUCACCGAGCGCGGCAACUUCGAAGGCGAAAACAUACUGAACGUGACCCGGCCGCCCGAGGAGUACGCCAGCCAGCGGGCGUGUCCGAAGAUAGCCUGGCCAGGCAAUCACCCGCGCCCGCGCCAUCCUCCUCGACCGCCGACGGCCGCCUCCUUCGAACCUGGCCGAACGCCAGGCCAAGCUCACGGCUACCUGGAAGACUACGCCUGCCUGGCCGACGGCCUGCUGUCCCUCCACGAGGCCAACGCUGGAGCCCGUUGGCUACAGGAAGCGGUGUCCGUCGCCGACGAUAUGGCUUGCUGUUCUGGGACGACGCGGUUUGGCGGUUUCUACGACACGGGCAGUGAUCACGAAGAGUUGGUGUGA
Geodia barretti is the source of this 1251-nucleotide messenger RNA. The record is from the annotation of a GenBank genome assembly. NCBI's taxonomy places the organism in Eukaryota, Metazoa, Porifera, Demospongiae, Tetractinellida, Geodiidae.